UUGAAGCCAAUCCUGGUGACAACGUUGGAUUCAACGUAAAGAACGUGUCCGUGAAGGAUCUGAAGCGUGGCUUCGUCACUUCGGACUCGAAGAACGACCCCGCCAAGGAAGCUGCUGAUUUCCUUGCGCAAGUUAUCGUUCUUAACCACCCCGGUCAGAUCCAGGCUGGAUAUUCUCCAGUGCUGGAUUGUCACACCGCUCACAUUGCGUGCAAAUUCGCUGAGCUCGUGACCAAGAUCGACAGGCGUACCGGUAAGGAGCUCGAGGCUAACCCUAAGAACGUGAAGUCUGGGGACUCGUGCAUGGUGAAGAUGGUUCCCAGCAAGCCCAUGUGUGUUGAAUCAUUCCAACAAUACUCUGCCCUCGGUCGCUUUGCCGUGCGCGACAUGAAACAGACUGUCGCCGUCGGCGUCAUCAAGGAUGUCACCAAGAAAGAGGCCGGCGCCAAGACCACUAAAUCUGCCGAAAAGGCCCUGAAGAAGAAAUAACCUACAUCUUGGAGACUUAAUAAUAGGCAAAUAUCUGUGUUAUCUAGUCUUUAAGAUGUGCGGUUUUAUAAGAAACGUCAACGUGGUA
This is a messenger RNA of Hyalella azteca, 576 nucleotides long. RefSeq names its product elongation factor 1-alpha-like. The record is from RefSeq and is a predicted model, not a curated record. NCBI's taxonomy places the organism in Eukaryota, Metazoa, Arthropoda, Malacostraca, Amphipoda, Hyalellidae. The annotation marks the transcript as partial. The transcript has a single exon.